UUACAUUUGUUUAAAUAAAUAAAAUGAUAUAGUAAUUAGUAAGAUUCAAAAAGGAAAAAUAAACAAACGUCCAAAACAAGGAAAAAUAAACAAACACAUCUCGAUUCAUGUUCCUAUGCUUGGCUGAGUUGUUGGCCCAUCUCAUCAAAACGUCAUCUUAAUACGUAAUACAUGCAACGACCUAAACUUAAUUAGCUCAAGCGAUGGAUAUUAGCGUCUGUUAUACGUUGGUAGAAAAAAAACUUACGUUAAGAUUAAAUCCACGAAAUGUUAUGAAAAGUAUUUACCCAAAUUUCAGUUCCAUUAAUGUUUUUUUUUAUAUAACAUGUCUUCUUUUCAGUUUAAUAAAUGAUAACAUGUUACGAUGUUCACUAUAUAUUCAACUCUAAUCAGUCUAAUCACCAAACACAUUCUCAUUUCACCAAUUCAAGAAAGCAAGAAAAUCAUUUAAAGGCAUGGAGAUUCACGGAGCUCUAGUGGCUAGUCCGGGCAUGGGCCACGCAGUACCCAUCUUAGAACUUGGCAAACAUCUCUUGAACCACCACGGUUUCGACCGUGUUACUGUAUUCCUAGUCACAGAUGAUGUCCCACGCUCAAAAUCCCUAAUUGGUAAAACGCUGACGGAAGAAGAAGAUCCAAAGUUCGUGAUCAGGUUUAUUCAGCUCGACGUUUCUGGUCAAGAUCUCACCGGUUCGCUUUUAACUAAACUAGCAGAGAUGAUGAGGAAGGCAAUACCGCAGAUAAAGUCUGCGGUCAUGGAGUUAGAGCCAAAGCCUAGCGUUUUCGUCGUUGACUUGUUGGGCACGGAAGCUUUAAUUGUGGCUAAGGAGCUUGAGAUCAUGAAGAAACAUGUUCUUGUUACUACAAGUGCUUGGUUUCUAGCUCUUACGGUUUACAUGGCGAGUCUUGACGAAGGGACGUUGUUUAAGCAUCUGAGCAGCAACGGAGCGUUGCUUAUACCGGGAUGCACCCCGGUUAAGUUUGACCGGGUUCAAGAUCCGAGUGGUUACGUCCGUGAACUCGCUGAGUCACAGAGAAUUGGGCUUGAGGUAGUAACCGCAGAUGGGGUGUUUGUGAACACGUGUCAUAGUUUGGAGUCAGUGACGAUCAGGUCUUUCUUGGAUCACAAGAAACUCGGUUUGGUUAUGAAAGGAGUCCCGGUUUACCCUGUUGGACCGCUGGUUAGACCAGCGGAACCGGAUUUGAAGCAUGAGGUUCUGGACUGGCUUGACUUGCAAGCCAAGGAAUCUGUUGUUUAUGUCUCUUUCGGAAGCGGUGGAUCACUAACAGCUGAGCAGACAAUGGAGCUGGCUUACGGUUUGGAGUUAAGCGGGUUUAGGUUUGUUUGGGUGGUCAGACCACCGGCUGAAGACGACCCGUCAGCUUCAAUGUUUGACAAAGCCACGAACCAGACCGAACCACUUGACUUCUUACCGGAAGGAUUUUUAGACCGGACCAAGGAUGUAGGUUUGGUGGUCAAGACCUGGGCCCCGCAAGAGGAGAUCCUUGCACAUGAAGCAACGGGAGGGUUUGUGAGUCACUGCGGAUGGAACUCUGUUUUGGAGAGUAUAGUGAACGGUGUGCCGAUGAUAGCUUGGCCUUUGUACUCGGAGCAGAAGAUGAACGCGUGGCUGGUCUCAGAGGAGCUGAAGAUCGCUGCUAGGGUUGAUGUUGGGAAUGGGAUUGUGAAGAAAGAAGAGAUAGCUGAGAUGGUGAAGCGAGUGAUGGAUGAAGAAGAAGGCAAAGAGAUGAGGGAGAAUGUUAUGGAACUCAAGAAGAAGACAGCAGAGGAAGCUGUCAAGAAUCUCUCAACGCCUCAGGCUGCUUACUUAACUCAAUACUAA
Brassica napus (rape) is the source of this 1844-nucleotide messenger RNA. RefSeq names its product UDP-glycosyltransferase 72C1. The record is from RefSeq and is a predicted model, not a curated record. NCBI's taxonomy places the organism in Eukaryota, Viridiplantae, Streptophyta, Magnoliopsida, Brassicales, Brassicaceae. The transcript has a single exon. Gene Ontology annotation, molecular function: UDP-glycosyltransferase activity. Bases 456 to 1844 code for a protein of 462 amino acids.